AUGGGCCAGAACUCCUCCAAGAAGGGCAAGGGCGGCGGGCAAGGGGGUGGAGUGAGUGGGGACGGCCACGUCUACCGGCACGCCCACCGCAAGAUGCCCUACCGCACCGAACGCCUCGAAGUCUCCCCCGCCGCCAAGGAGGCCGCCUCGGCUGAAGUGCAGGAAAACGAGGGACCCGUGCGCGUCAUCUUCGACACUGACAUCGGCACUGAUGUGGACGACGCGUUGGCGCUGCUGAUGCUGCUGCACUUGCCCAAGGAGGACGUGGAGCUGCUGGGCAUUACCACCACCUACGGCUACACCCAGGUGCGAGCCCGGGUAGCACAGGAAAUCGUCACUGCCUACGAGCGCGGCCAGUCCACACGGGUACCUGACGAGGUCGGCGAAGUCGAAAAGAACGAAAGCAAAAGCGAAAAGAACGAACACGAAGACGACGAAGCGGAAGCGGGCGAGGAAGCCAAAGAACACCAGCCAAAGCCGCCGUCAGAUCCGCCGCGAAUUCCUGUGAUCGCCGGUCACGGCGUCGAACUCGGGACGCACCGAGACGUGUGGCACACGGGAACGGAGGGGAUGGGCCUGUUCCCGCUCGACGAGAUCGAUCAGAUGAUGGCCGCCCAGAAGAAAGAAUGCGGCGACAAGAAGGCCGCAAAGAAGGGCAACGCCGCGCGGUUCAUCGCCAGCACGGUGGUGGUAAUCGGGCUGGGCGCACUCACCAACAUCGCCGAGGCUCUGGCGCUGGAUCCGGGCAUCGCCACCAACAUGCGGCUGGUGUACAUGGGCAUGGGCCAUCGCAUGAAAGAGGCCCAAACCGAGGACUUCCCCUUCAAGUCGCCCACCGACCCCUUCGAGCCCGGACACGGUCAGUUCCCUCCCCCUCGAUCGUCGUGUGCCGGCCUUCGAAUCGACGUCAUCAACGACGCCGUCACCAACAAGCUCUGGUGGACCGGCGACCCCUGCCUCGCGCUCAUGCACGCGACCGCCCCGCCGGAGAGCGAGGUGGUCGGGCGGCUGCUCAAGACAUGGCUGUACUACCGGAGCGGCAUCUUCUUCCGCGAUGUACGCGGAACGUGCCCGCACGACGCCCUCACCGUCGCCGAAGCCAUCUACCCCGAUCGGUUCGUCAAGUAUGCACGAGGACACCUCAUGAUCCACGAAUGGGCGGGAUUUUCGACGUUCGUGCUGGAUGAGGCCGGGCCGCACCGGAUCGGCGUGACGGUGGCGGCCGAGGAGUUCCUCGAAUUCCUCUCGGCUGCGCUCACCCAGGACCUGGUCAGUCGGCCGCACGACCAGAUCGACGCACUGGAGGAGGGACGCAUGCUCGAGGAGGUCAAGCUGCGCAGCUUCGCGACGGCGCCGCCGGAGAGCGAGGUGGUCGGGCGGCUGCUCAAGACAUGGCUGUACUACCGGAGCGGCAUCUUCUUCCGCGAUGUACGCGGAACGUGCCCGCACGACGCCCUCACCGUCGCCGAAGCCAUCUACCCCGAUCGGUUCGUCAAGUAUGCACGAGGACACCUCAUGAUCCACGAAUGGGCGGGAUUUUCGACGUUCGUGCUGGAUGAGGCCGGGCCGCACCGGAUCGGCGUGACGGUGGCGGCCGAGGAGUUCCUCGAAUUCCUCUCGGCUGCGCUCACCCAGGACCUGGUCAGUCGGCCGCACGACCAGAUCGACGCACUGGAGGAGGGACGCAUGCUCGAGGAGGUCAAGCUGCGCAGCUUCGUCUUCGCCGGGUGA
Acanthamoeba castellanii str. Neff is the source of this 1731-nucleotide messenger RNA. RefSeq lists its product as uncharacterized. The transcript has 15 exons. Gene Ontology annotation, molecular function: purine nucleosidase activity. Lineage: Eukaryota; Discosea; Longamoebia; Acanthamoebidae. Gene Ontology annotation, biological process: purine nucleoside catabolic process. The record is from RefSeq and is a predicted model, not a curated record. The coding region runs from base 1 to 1731 and encodes 576 amino acids. Gene Ontology annotation, cellular component: cytosol.